Marmota flaviventris (yellow-bellied marmot) is the source of this 3742-nucleotide messenger RNA. RefSeq names its product glucosidase alpha, neutral C (gene Ganc). Lineage: Eukaryota; Metazoa; Chordata; Mammalia; Rodentia; Sciuridae. The record is from RefSeq and is a predicted model, not a curated record. Gene Ontology annotation, molecular function: alpha-1,4-glucosidase activity; carbohydrate binding. Gene Ontology annotation, biological process: N-glycan processing; carbohydrate metabolic process.
GAGUCAUUGUAUACACGCCUUCUCCACUGCAAACAGUUUCGGUUUCUAAUGAAAGCACGGUCCUCAUCAUUCACCCAUAAUCAGGAAAAUUUUGCCACGAUAAUACCUGUAGAAACGCUAGUUGCGUUUGAAAAAAUCCAAGGAGCAAGAGCCAAUAUUUGUCAUUCCUUGAGAAUCUGGGGGAGACUCCAUUUACCAGAAACUUGACGAUAGUGAAGUGCUGGUCAUAAUUUUAGAAAGACGACUCCUUGGCUUUUUAUAAAGAUCGCCCUAGGCCGUGGCCUGAGAGCUGAGAGCCAGUUGGAUUGACAGAGAAGUUAUGGAAGCAGCUGGGGAAGAGGAAAUCAGUGUUGAAGAAGAAGCUGUGGAUAAAAAUGUUUUCAGAGACUGCAGCAAGAUUGCUUUCUACAGGCGUCAAAAACAGCUCUCCAAGAAUUCUACCUAUCGGGCAUUAUUAGACUCAGUCACAACAGAAAAAGACAGCACCAGGUUCCAAAUCAUUAAUGAAGCAACUAAGGUUCCUCUUUUGGCUGAAGUUUAUGGUAUAGAGAAAAACAUUUUCAGACUUAAAAUCAAUGAAGAAACUCCACUGAAACCCAGGUAUGAAGUUCCUGACGUCCUCAUCAGCAAGCCAAAGACUGUAAGGCUGAUUUCGUGCUCAGGGGAUAAAGGCAGUCUGAUAUUGGAAGAUGGAAAAGGAGAUCUGAAGUGUCAUAUCACAGAAAACCCAUUCAAGAUAGACUUGGUAUCUGAAAAAGAGGUUGUGAUGAGCAUAAAUUCCCAGGGCAAAUUAUUCUUUGAGCACCUACAGAUUCCUCCCAAACAAAGAACUACCAAAGAAAAUGAGGAGAGUGCAUCAAUCAACACCUCUCAGGAAAAUCAAGAGGAUCUAGGCCUUUGGGAAGAGAAAUUUGGAAGUUUUGUGGAUGUCAAAGCUAAUGGUCCUACCUCCGUUGGUUUGGAUUUCUCCUUACAUGGAUUUGAACAUCUCUAUGGGAUCCCACAACAUGCAGAAUCUCACCAACUUAAAAAUACUGGGGAUGGAGAUGCCUACCGUCUUUAUAACCUGGAUGUCUAUGGAUAUAAAAUACAUGACAAAAUGGGCAUUUAUGGCUCAGUGCCUUAUCUCUUGGCCCACAAACUGGGCAGGACUAUAGGCAUUUUCUGGCUGAAUGCCUCAGAAACACUAGUGGAGAUCAAUACACAACCUUCAGUAGAGUAUACAUGGACACAGGUGGGCCCAGCUGCUGCUAAACAAAAGGUCAUAUCUCGAACUGAUGUGUGCUGGAUAUCAGAGAGUGGAAUCAUUGAUGUUUUUCUGCUGACAGGACCUACACCUUCUGAUGUCUUUAAGCAGUACUCCUACCUUACAGGUACACAAGCCAUGCCCCCUUUGUUCUCCUUGGGGUAUCACCAGUGCCGCUGGAACUAUGAAGAUGAGCAAGAUGUAAAGGCAGUGGAUGCAGGAUUUGAUGAACAUGAUAUUCCUUAUGAUGUCAUAUGGCUGGACAUAGAGCACACUGAGGGCAAGAGGUACUUCACCUGGGAUAAAAAAAGAUUUGCAAACCCCAAAAGGAUGCAAGAGCUGCUCGGGAGCAAAAAACGUAAGCUUGUGGUCAUCAGUGACCCCCACAUCAAGAUUGAUCCUGACUACUCAGUUUACACUAAGGCCAAAGAACAGGGCUUUUUUGUGAGAAAUCGUGAAGGGAGUGACUUUGAAGGAGUAUGCUGGCCUGGUCUCUCUUCUUACCUGGAUUUCACCAAUUCCAAGGUCAGAGAAUGGUAUUCGGGUCUUUUUGCUUUCCCGGCUUAUCAGGGAUCUACAGAUAUCCUUUUCAUAUGGAAUGACAUGAAUGAACCCUCAGUCUUUAGAGGGCCUGAGCUAACAUUGCAAAAGAAUGCCAUUCAUCAUGGCAACUGGGAGCACAGAGAACUUCACAACAUCUAUGGUUUUUAUCAGCAAAUGGCUACUGCAGAGGGACUGAUACAGCGAUCUAAAGGGAAGGAGAGACCCUUUGUUCUUUCACGUUCUUUCUUCGCUGGGUCACAAAAGUAUGGUGCAGUGUGGACUGGUGACAACACAGCAGAAUGGAGUUACCUGAAAAUUUCUAUCCCCAUGUUACUAACUCUCAGCAUUACUGGGAUCUCUUUUUGUGGAGCUGAUGUGGGUGGCUUCAUUGGGAAUCCAGAUGCAGAACUGCUGGUGCGUUGGUACCAGGCGGGAGCCUACCAACCCUUCUUCCGUGGCCAUGCUAACAUGAACACCAAGCGGCGGGAACCCUGGCUUUUUGGGGAGGAAUACACCAAACUUAUCCGAGAAGCCAUCAGAGAACGCUACACCCUCCUACCCUAUUUGUAUUCUCUGUUCUACCAUGCACAUGUGGCUUCUGAACCUGUCAUGAGGCCUCUGUGGAUAGAAUUCCCAGAUGAAUUAGAGACUUUUGGUGUGGAAGAUGAAUACAUGCUGGGAAGUGCUUUAUUGGUUCAUCCAGUCACAGAACCAAAAACCACCAUGGUUGAUGUAUUUCUGCCAAGAUCAAAUGAGAUCUGGUAUCACUCUAAGACAUUUGCUCAUUGGAGAGGAGGAUGUACCAUGAAGAUUCCAGUUGCCUUGAAUACUAUACCAGUAUUUCAACGCGGUGGAAGUGUGGUACCAAUAAAGACAACUAUAGGAAAAUCCACAGGCUGGAUGACUAAUUCCUCAUUUGGACUCCGGGUUGCUGUCAGCACUGAGGGUUCUGCAGUUGGGGAGUUAUAUCUCGACGAUGGCCAUUCAUUUCAGUAUCUCCACCAGAACCAAUUCUUGCACAGAAAAUUUUCAUUCUGUUCCAGUGUUUUGAUCAACAGUUGUGCAGAUGAGAGGGGUCGUUAUCUCAGCAAAUGUGUGGUAGAGCAGAUCUUGUUCUUAGGCCUCAAGAAGAAGCCAUCUUCUGUGACUACCCACUCAUCUGAUGGUAAAGAUCAGCCUGUGGCUUUUAUGUAUUGUGCCAAAACGUCCACCCUGAACCUGGAGAAGCUUUCACUGAAUAUUGGCUGUGACUGGGAGGUCCACAUCAAAUGACAAAGAAGCUCCCCUGGUGUUGCUCAGAAGGAGCUGCCUGCAUCUUUUCAGUUCUUCCCUUGGCCUCUUUUAAGAUUUGUGCUGCAAUCUAAUUGGUUUCCUUAGCUAAAAAUAAUCUUGCAUUAGUCACUUAUAUACUAAUGGACAAUAGAUUUCAUAUUUUAAGAUGAUUAAUGAUUGAGACUCUUUUUACAAAUACGACUCUUCCUACAUACCCACAAAGCCCUGAGACAUUGAUAGAGUUGGUGAAUUUUCCUUGCCUCUUGGACUAUGGCCCUGUGGUAAGCUCUGUGGGCCAGUGAGUGGCCUCUUUUUGAGCAGGACUGGAUGGAUUUUUAGGUAUGCCAAGCCUACCCAAGUGGCCCAUUUAUUGGGCUUGCCUCAGGCCAAUGUGGCAGAUUCACUCUGGCUACAGCAGGGAAGUUGCCCAAUCUCCAAAUGGACAAUAGUGUCUGAUGCCACAGUUAUCAUUUGCCUACAUUGACAUGGUUAAGAUAACCCUCUCUGUGCAUAUUGCAUACCCUACAACAGUGGGGACCUGUUCUGCCCUAGAGAUUUACUCAGGAGCACAAAGGAUUAUUUUCCCUUUCCUGCUUCUCAGGCUCAAAAGUUCUAAAUUAAUCUUCUUAAAAUUUAAAUUAUUUGAUUGUUUUUAUUAAAUACUGUCUACUUGCCUAAGGA